Messenger RNA from Aedes albopictus (Asian tiger mosquito), 1554 nucleotides. It is a transcript of the gene KdelR, whose product is annotated as ER lumen protein-retaining receptor. The transcript has 2 exons. Lineage: Eukaryota; Metazoa; Arthropoda; Insecta; Diptera; Culicidae. The record is from RefSeq and is a predicted model, not a curated record. Gene Ontology annotation, molecular function: ER lumen protein retrieval receptor activity. Gene Ontology annotation, biological process: endoplasmic reticulum to Golgi vesicle-mediated transport; protein retention in ER lumen. Gene Ontology annotation, cellular component: endoplasmic reticulum; cis-Golgi network; membrane. Bases 201 to 839 code for a protein of 212 amino acids.
UAAAAUUGCCAUCUUGGUGGAAAAGAGUGUUUACACGUCAGUCGGUCCGGUUCGGUUGAGAAAAUUCCGAAGUUUUUCCCAUUUUCCGACGUUUUUACGGAAAAAUCCGGCUUCCCUGGUGUGGUCUGCCGGGAGCUACGUGCGUGCGGCGUCGUUUGAGGUAUAAUUUCGUGUGAAGGCGGUGUGGAAAGCGGGUGAAGAUGAAUAUUUUCCGAUUGGCCGGUGACUUGUCACAUCUCUUGGCGAUUAUCCUACUGCUGAUAAAAAUAUGGAAGACGAGGUCAUGCGCUGGCAUCUCCGGUAAAUCGCAGAUCCUGUUCGCCGUGGUUUAUGUGAGUCGUUAUCUGGAUCUGGUUACGACGUUCAUUAGCCUGUACAACACGCUGAUGAAAUUGGUCUUCAUCACGUCCUCGUUCGCCACCCUUUAUUUGAUGUAUGUCAAGUUCAAAGCGACCUACGACCACAAUCACGAUUCGUUCCGCAUCGAGUUCCUGCUGUUGCCGUGCUUCGUGCUGGCGCUAUUGAUCAACGCUAGCUUUACGCCGCUGGAAGUGCUGUGGACGUUCUCGAUCUACCUGGAGGCGGUGGCCAUCUUGCCGCAGUUGUUCCUGGUCAGCAAAACGGGCGAAGCGGAAAGUAUUACCAGUCAUUACCUGUUCGCGCUGGGAUCGUACCGUGCCCUGUAUCUGCUCAACUGGAUCUACCGGUACUACGCCGAGGGACACUACGAUCUGAUUGCGAUCUUCGCCGGGGCCAUCCAGACGAUCUUGUACUGCGAUUUCUUCUACCUCUACAUCACCAAGGUGUUGAAGGGCAAAAAGCUGCAACUUCCGGCGUAAGGUGGUGGCGGAGAAGCUUGAAGGUCGGAGAGGCCGCCGGAGGAGAGCCAAAUUUUCCAAACCCAAACACGUUGCAUCCCAGUUUUUCGGCGCUAAUUGAAGAACAAAUCUAAAACUUAUUUCAGUAAAAAAGCAGAAAUCAUAGCAAAGAAGUAAAGAAUAGUAGUUAACCAAGCAAACAAACAACAGAACAGUUUACCCGCGGCCGAGUCUCGGCAGUCGUUCGACCGAUUGUCUGCCAACUAAUCGGGGCACAAAACUAGCGUUCGUCGUACAUAUAUUUAAAGAAACCCCAAAAUCAAAGCCUAGAGUUAUUUUAAAGUUUUCCCCUAACUUAAUGUUUUUCUGUUCAGUUUCGACUUCCCUACAAUUGUGUAUGGUUGCGCAAUUUUUAUUCGUUUCUACGUACUAUAAGAAAACAAAAGGUCAAGUGUGAAUAAAUUCAUCAUACACAGCCCCACGACACGAGGAAGGAAUGAGUUUCGUUUUAAAUAGGAAUGUGUCUUUUUCCAUUGUGGAAAAAAAAUGUCGCUAUGAUAAAAAAAACUGGAACCGAAAGGCGAACGUUUUAAGUAAGCAAAAUCCCCUUAUAUUCUUCUAUUUCAUAAAAUUAAAUACUUUACUGAGCUACUGUAAAACAAAAAAAAAAUGAAAAAUGGUAAUGAUAAUAAGGUAAUACACAAACAAAUAAAGAAUGGAAAUUCCACUCACUAAA